UCAGCAUCACCAUCAGCAUCACCAUCAGCAUCACCAUCAGCAUCACCAUCAGCAUCACCAUCAGCAUCACCAUCAGCAUCACCAUCAGCAUCACCAUCAGCAUCACCAUCAGCAUCACCAUCAGCAUCACCAUCAGCAUCACCAUCAGCAUCACCAUCAGCAUCACCAUCAGCAUCACCAUCAGCAUCACCAUCAGCAUCACCAUCAGCAUCACCAUCAGCAUCACCAUCAGCAUCACCAUCAGCAUCACCAUCAGCAUCACCAUCAGCAUCACCAUCAGCAUCACCAUCAGCAUCACCAUCAGCAUCACCAUCAGCAUCACCAUCAGCAUCACCAUCAGCAUCACCAUCAGCAUCACCAUCAGCAUCACCAUCAGCAUCACCAUCAGCAUCACCAUCAGCAUCACCAUCAGCAUCACCAUCAGCAUCACCAUCAGCAUCACCAUCAGCAUCACCAUCAGCAUCACCAUCAGCAUCACCAUCAGCAUCACCAUCAGCAUCACCAUCAGCAUCACCAUCAGCAUCACCAUCAGCAUCACCAUCAGCAUCACCAUCAGCAUCACCAUCAGCAUCACCAUCAGCAUCACCAUCAGCAUCACCAUCAGCAUCACCAUCAGCAUCACCAUCAGCAUCACCAUCAGCAUCACCAUCAGCAUCACCAUCAGCAUCACCAUCAGCAUCACCAUCAGCAUCACCAUCAGCAUCACCAUCAGCAUCACCAUCAGCAUCACCAUCAGCAUCACCAUCAGCAUCACCAUCAGCAUCACCAUCAGCAUCACCAUCAGCAUCACCAUCAGCAUCACCAUCAGCAUCAACGGAAUUUAUGGCAGCGGAAAUCAUUCUCUUUAUGUCCAUAAAAAUUGACAACGUACAUAAAGAUGGACCCAAGUAUUCCAAGAUGCUGAGGCAUUCAUUCCCACAAAUCAAGUUUAACAUAGUUUUCACUUUAUUCUCGAAGGAAUACGACUUCUUUAAAUCGCUCAAUAUACACGAGUCUAAACUAACAGUUGUCUCAAGUGCUGUUGGUCAGAAGAUUUCUCGUCACCAUGACAAAUCCGCAGCUGAUAUUACAAGUGACAUGAAUCUGACAAAAUAUAUCGACAUUACUAUUAACGAGUAA
Molecule: messenger RNA, 1119 nt
Organism: Penaeus chinensis
Lineage: Eukaryota; Metazoa; Arthropoda; Malacostraca; Decapoda; Penaeidae
Product: mucin-1-like
Exons: 6
Source: RefSeq, a predicted model, not a curated record